Messenger RNA from Terrapene triunguis (Three-toed box turtle), 1486 nucleotides. Its product is annotated as interferon-induced protein with tetratricopeptide repeats 5-like. Gene Ontology annotation, molecular function: protein binding. Bases 41 to 1486 code for a protein of 481 amino acids. Gene Ontology annotation, cellular component: cytosol. The transcript is spliced from 2 exons. The record is from RefSeq and is a predicted model, not a curated record. NCBI's taxonomy places the organism in Eukaryota, Metazoa, Chordata, Testudines, Emydidae. Gene Ontology annotation, biological process: defense response to virus.
GCCAAGCUGCAUUACAACAGCUGACCAGCAAAGCAAAGCCAUGAGCAAUAUUUCCAAGAAUUCGCUAAAAACUGUCUUGCUGCAACUUGAAUGCCAUUUUACAUGGACUUUGCUGAAGGAUGAUGUUGAUCUUGAUAACUUAGAGGAAACAAUUUGUGAUCAGAUUGAGUUUCUAAUCACAAAAUCCAAAAUCAGUAAUUAUAAUCUGCUAGCCUAUGUGAAACACAUGAAAGGCAACAGUGAGGAAGCUCUGGAAAGUCUACAAAAAGCUGAAGGAGAAGUUCAAACAAAUCAUGCAGAUGAGGUUGACAGAAAAAUUCUUGUUACCUGGGGGAACUAUGCUUGGGUCUAUUACCAUAUGAACAAACUUCAAGAAGCUCAAUCCUACAUAGACAAGGUAGAAAGCAGCUGCAAAAAGCUCUCAAGUGCAUCUCGCUAUAAGAUUCAACUGCCUGAGAUCUACUGUGAACAAGGGUGGGCACUAUUAAAGUUUGGAAUAAAGUAUUAUGAAAGAGCAAAGAAAUGCUUUGAAAAGGCUCUGGAAGAGGAACCCAACAAUCCAGAAUUUAAUUCUGGCUAUGCAAUUGCCAUAUAUCGCCUGGAAGAUUUUCUUACAAAAGGCUCUUCUGGUGAGGACUCAUCACUGGAACCUUUAAGGCGUGCAGUAAGACUGAAUCCAAACGACACUUUUGUUAUGGCACUCCUUGCACUGAAACUUCAGGACACAGACCAAGUCGAAGAAGGAGAAAAGUACAUCAAAGAAGCAUUGCAAAAAACCCCAGAUCUUCCCUAUUUAUUGCGAUAUGCUGCCAAGUUUUACAGAAAAAAAGGACUAGUGGAGAAAUCACUGGGGUUUUUGAAAAAGGCACUGGAAUUUACACCAACCUCUGGCUUCCUGCAUCAUCAGAUAGGUCUUUGCUACAGAACACAAUUAUACAAAAUGAAAAAAGAUACAAAAUAUCCACGUAGAGAGCAGAUGGAGGAACUGAUUCGAUUGUGCAUUUUUCAUUUUAAAAUGGUGGUGGAGCAAAAAUCAAAGUUUAUGUAUGCCUAUAUUGACCUAGCAAGCAUGUAUGCAGAAGGAAAUCAAUAUCAAGAAGCAGAAGACACCUUUCAAAAAGUAUUUAAGAUGGAGAAACUCACCUGUGAUGAGAAGCAACAACUCCACUACCGCUAUGGACGCUUUCAGGAAUAUCACAAAAAGUCUGAAUCUGAGGCUAUUAAUCAUUACACAAAAGGGCUGAAAAUUGAGAAAAACUCACAUGAAAGAAACCUGUGUAAAGAUGCUCUGAAGAAAUUAAUAGAAAGGAGAAUUCAGAGAGGCUCUGCAGAUGCUAAAAAUUUGGGUAUGCUUGGACUUAUUCACCAACUGAAUGGGGAGAAGCCUCAAGCAAUUGAGUGUUAUGAGAAAGCCCUGGCAUUGGAGCCUGAUAAUGAAGAAUACUUAAGUGCUCUCUGUGAGAUACGGCUUUCCAUAGAAAUCUAA